Messenger RNA from Pygocentrus nattereri (red-bellied piranha), 3914 nucleotides. It is a transcript of the gene sirt1, whose product is annotated as sirtuin 1. Gene Ontology annotation, molecular function: NAD+ binding. The transcript has 9 exons. Lineage: Eukaryota; Metazoa; Chordata; Actinopteri; Characiformes; Serrasalmidae. The record is from RefSeq and is a predicted model, not a curated record. Bases 16 to 2322 code for a protein of 768 amino acids.
GGACGCAGAAGCCACAUGCGCGGUUUAAAUAUCCAGCCAGCUGCGCCUGCGGGUUCUGUGCUGCGCCUGCGGGGCUGUGCGGCGCCUGUACCCGCUGCGUUAGGAGAACGAGGCCUGAUCACACAGCUGAAGAUGGCGGACGGGGAAAAUAAACUGGCUGGGGCCAAAGCCGGCUGUGAUGAAACGGAGGAGCCGGUUCUGAAGAAACGGCGGAUUAGCGUCGUUAGAACCCGCGACGUUACAUCGGAUAUUAUUCCCGACGAGCAAAGCGCGGGCGGAGCGCAGUCGGGGGAGAGCUGGGCGGCCGCGGCGCUAACGCGGCCCGCGGAUGAAGAGCCGGAGGCGGCGGCGGCGGUGGGCGAGGCCGCGGCGUUAGAGUCAGGAGAAAACAACACCGGGCCGCAGAUCUCCGAGUCCAGCAGACGUGCUUCUGACGCCGACCAGACUCCCGUGUUUGCACCGGCGACCGGGUUCUCAGGAGAAGUCUCCGACGGUGAGCAGCCAAACGGCUUUUAUUCCCCCAGCUUCAAUGAAGACGACGACUGCUCCUCUAACGCCAGUUCCAGCGACUGGACUCCCCAGCCUCAGAUUGGUUCUUAUCGUUUCAUUCGGCAACACAUAAUGAGAGGGACAGACCCGAGGACUAUUUUAAAAGACCUGCUUCCAGAAACUGUCCUUCCGCCUGAUCUUGAUGACAUGACACUGUGGCAGAUUAUUAUCAAUAUUUCGGAGCCUCCGAAGAGAAAGAAACGCAAGGAUGUUAACACCUUGGAGGAUGUCGUGAGACUGCUUAAUGACGGAAAGAAGAUCCUGGUGUUAACUGGUGCUGGGGUGUCCGUUUCUUGUGGAAUACCUGACUUCAGAUCCAGAGACGGGAUUUAUGCUCGACUUGCUAUAGAUUUUCCAGACCUUCCAGAUCCUCAAGCCAUGUUUGACAUUGACUACUUCAGAAGGGAUCCAAGGCCAUUUUUUAAAUUCGCAAAGGAAAUCUACCCAGGACAGUUUGAGCCAUCGCUUUGUCACAGAUUCAUUGCAAUGCUGGAUAAGAAGGAGAAACUUCUGAGGAACUACACUCAGAACAUUGAUACUCUGGAGCAGGUUGCAGGGGUCCAGAAUGUCAUUCAGUGUCAUGGUUCCUUUGCAACAGCAUCCUGCCUUGUCUGUAAGCACAAAGUUGACUGUGAGGCCGUAAGGGAAGACAUAUUCAAACAGGUCGUUCCCCAUUGCCCAAAGUGUCCUGACAUCCCUUUUGCUAUUAUGAAACCGGACAUUGUCUUCUUUGGAGAAAAUCUUCCAGAAUUGUUUCACAGAGCCAUGAAACAAGACAAAGAUGAAGUAGAUCUCCUUAUUGUCAUCGGAUCCUCUCUGAAAGUGCGACCGGUUGCUCUUAUCCCAAGUUCUCUUCCCCAUGAAGUGCCUCAAGUUUUAAUCAACCGUGAGCCGCUGCCCCACUUGAACUUUGAUGUUGAGUUGCUGGGAGACUGCGACGUUAUUGUCAAUGAACUAUGCCAUCGACUGAGUGGGGACUUCAAACAGCUUUGCUACAACUCUUCACCACUUAAUGAGAUCUCGGAGAAACCUCCUCCUUUGACACCUUUCCUGCUCGAACAGUCACAGACCGAAAUCCAGUCACUUGAGGAUGAACACACAGAAAAACUUGAGAUGGUCACAGAGACACCAGAGGACACCGUCGUAGACUCUUGUUUAAAAACACAGUUGAUGAAAGAAUUUAACGAUGAGGGAAUAAAUGUGUCACCUGCAGCCAAGGAAGCAACACCCUACUCGGAGCACGAAAACGAGAAAAUUUGUUUCAAAGGAACAAGCCCUUGUCCAGAGAGCUCGGAUGCCUGCCAGAAUUCACCAACAGAAACUAAUGAUGCUACUCUAAGUGUACCCUACCAAAAGGAGGAGAUAAGCGAGAGAUUGGAGACACAAACUGAAGAGGAUGCAAAGCACAGAAGUCAUAAUGUUAAAGUCCGUAAACAAUGCAGACUGAGCCAAAUUUGCCGAAGUCCAAUCAGUAAACGCCUCGGAGCCUGCCAGUACUUAUUCCAAACACCAAAUCGCUACAUCUUCCAUGGGGCUGAGGUGUAUUCCUGCUCAGAAGAUGAGACUUCCAGCUCUUGUGACAGUGAGGGUUCCUGCUGUAGUGGGGAUGUUUUGGAGGAAGAGGAGAGUGAUGCAGAGGAGGAAUGUGCACCAGCACAGGAUCCAAGAGAUGGAGAGGAAAUUGUUAGAGAGACAGUAUGUGAAAAUAAAUGCACAUCCAGCCUUCACACAGACAGUAUGACACUGAAUCUACACACAACUACAGGCUCUUAAGAUACAGCUGUCUUCUGAACGUGUAUUUCUCUAUAAGCACUGUGUAUAUUUAAUGUGCUCAUUUCUUCAUGUCUUAGACUGUAUAUUUUUGUACUCCCAUCCCCCCCUUGUACUUUUACAGUGUUCUCCAAAAUGUUUGGGACAGCAAAGUUUAAAAAUGGCUAUUUUUACUGUAUAUUCACGCAGUGUCGAUUAAAGACUUAAAGACAAAUUUGAGAGAGAGUAAGGAAUGUUACCUGUUAUUUCCAGCCAUAUGUGCUUUAUUGUUUAGUUGCAGUGUUUGAGUUUAAUUACACCUUUUGAUGAGCAUAUUUCUGGUUUCAAAUUGGGUCUGACCCAAAUUAGGUUUGCAGCCCAGGCAUCAACACCCUUCUGCCUUUUGAUGUCUGUCUAGAAAGUUUACAUAAACUGAAGUUAAAAAAAAAUCCUAUUAGAACUUCCUAUAUCUAAAAUUCCUAUAUCUAAUUUGGACGAAGCAAAAUCAGCUAUUCGAAAUUAACAAAAAGUGCUGAUUUGCAUAACGGCAACAACUAGGCCAGCUGAGCUGAGGUGAGGACAGAGCGUAGAACGUUUCCAGAGCUGUAAAGAAAACCUUAAACAAGCCUUUUGUCUAUAAAUAAAGUCUAUAAAUACAAGAAGGUUCAAAUAUGGAGAAAGGAAAAAUAGACAGUGCAAACAAACUACCUCAUUUGUGAAAUGCUAGAACUGAUCUCUUGAAUCUAUUGGAGGGCACUGUAUGUCAGUCUUCUGUUGCUUUUCUUGGCUCUUUAAAAUAAUUUCAUUUGUUGUCAUCUCUCCUUUCUGUGUAUUUCUGUUCUUAAAUGUUCAUUAGAAGUUUACUUCCAAUUAAUGUUUCAACGUGAUGAGAUGAUUAACUGAGAUUGGCCUUGAUACAAUGAUAUUGUACAAAAAGGGGAUUUUGUUUUGUUUUCUAGACCAAAGAGCGUUUUCCACAUUUAUAAAAUAUUGAGUCUUUUUUUUUCUUUUUAAACUAAGGUUUGCUUUUGGAAUGGUACACAAAGUUCCCAGCCUGAUCAUCAAACUGUGGCAUGUUUUGGUAAUGUGGCAGCUACGUGUUUUGUAAGAAGUAAAUUUGAUAUGGUGGAUAUUGUGGUGGAUGAAAAUUUCUGCUCUGUACCCAGCAGUUUUAAUUUAAAUGACAACUGGACUUGCUUUCAUUCACAAUUCUAACAAAGAUUCGCUUCAGCCGCCAUACAUCUGCAAACUUCAUAAAUCUUUAAAAUGAUCCAAGCCUUUACAUCUUAAAUAUCACAUUUUACAAAUUUGGUGAUAAACAAUUGUAGGCUGAACAUCAAAAGGGAAAAUCACAGCUUUUUCUUAUCAGACUUCUAAGAAAUCCUGUGAAAGUAGCCUCUAGUGGACCUGAACGCUCAUUAGAUCUUAGAUCGUUUUAGACGUGCUUUUGUUAACGGUCAAAAGGCGUCAUCGUUUCAGUAACUCCGACCGGCUUUUUGAAAGAAAUGCUCCAGGUUAGAUACAGAAGAUUGUCGAGAUGGGGCUGUGGUGGCAGUAGCCAAACUAUACUGAUUUUUCAGAAUGUCUGCAUAAUAAAUUAAUUUGUUAAGUGUAAA